GGACAGGUGCUGGUAAAGAAGAGUGUGUGACACACUUACUGUCACUGCAGCGGGACAGGAGAGAGUUGAGCGCACUUAUUUUUAUUUUUAAUUUUUUUAAUUAUUUUUUUGGGAUGGACACCAACUUUGUCAUCUUUUAAAUAGAAAGUUAAAGCUGCAGAACACCCCUCUUGCAAAGGUCAGCAGUAACACAUACCGGGCACACGUGAACUUGACCUAAAGAUGUCAAAAGGGCUGUUCAGGUUAGGACAGAGUACCAUCUGAAGUGUGCUGAGAAAAGACCAUCUUACUGCUCUCUCUCAAUGUCUGUCUCGGCCGUGUCGUUUUCCCAUCUGCUCCGAUGCAGUCUGUCCUCGGUGGGUCGGAGUGUAAGUGUGUGUCCGGGCAGGUGUGUGUGUGCGCGGGUGCAGGCUGUGCCCGGGGUUCGGUGGAGCAGCUCGCGUUUGGACGUGGACGGAAGCGGUCGUCCAGGGACGUGGGAUUCCUUCGGGAUUUGGGAUAACCGGAUAGAGGAGCCCAUACAACUGCCACCCAGUAUCCUCUAUGGAACUCCCAUUCCGCACGUCAGCAUGUCCAAGGUGGGCUAUGCGUCCCAUAUAGGCCGUCGCAGUGAAAACGAGGACCGUUUCCAAGUGAGCAAGCUCACACACAACGUACUGUACUUCGGUCUGUUUGACGGGCACGGAGGACCACAAGCUGCCGAUUACUGCCAAACUUACAUGGAGCAACACAUCAGAGAUUGUUUGGAGGUGGAAACAGAUUUAGAGGUGGUUUUGUCUAAAGCGUUCCAGCAGGUGGACGCUGCUUUGGCCGCAGAGCUGCAGAUAUACGGCAACGCCUCUCUCAUGAUGGUGGGCUCCACAGCGACAGUUGCAUUGCUGAGAGACGGGAUAGAGCUGGUUGUCGGCAGUGUUGGCGACAGUCGCGCUCUUUUGUGCAGAAAGGGCAAAGCUCGCAAACUCACAGACGACCACACACCAGAGCGAAAAGAUGAGAAACAGAGAAUCCGUCGGAGUGGUGGGUUUGUGACCUGGAAUAGUUUGGGUGAAGCUAACGUUAACGGACGAUUGGCGAUGACCCGCAGCAUCGGAGACUUCGAUUUAAAGAAGAGUGGAGUGAUCGCAGAGCCAGAGACCACUCGAACUUUAUUGCAUCACGCUCACGACUCUUUCCUGGUUCUCACGACCGACGGCAUCAACUUCAUCAUGACCAACCAGGAGAUCUGUGAUGUCAUCAACAAAUGCCACGAACCCACUGAAGCAGCAAACGUCAUCGCUGAGCAGGCUCUGCAGUACGGCUCAGAGGACAACAGCACCAUCAUCGUUGUCCCGUUCGGGGCAUGGGGGAAGCAUCAAAAUGCGGAAUACACUUAUUCCAUGAGCCGAAACUUUGCCUCCAUUGGCCGCUGGGCUUAGCCAGGAAACAGUAGUCAAAAGGUCUCAACACAAGGAGAAAUGCUCCCAUAUUCAAGUGCACUGCCAACAGUGCGUUUUCUCCUUCACAUACUAAACAAAAGGCCAAAUGGAUUAACUUCUGAGAUGUUAACGCAACUGAAACAUAAAACUCCACAGCUGAUGAGGUUAUAUCUUGAUAUAACCUUGGCCAUAAUCACCAUAGAUAUUCAGGGUGGACCCCCCUAAUUUUCAGAUUAGUGGUCAAUCAAUAUGGAUUUUUCAAUGAACAAUUCAUAAAAUCUUUACCUUUGGUCCCCCGCAACAUUGAAUAUUUCGUCAUAUCCUUGCUUAACAGCAACCGUACAUUUAAAACUAAAAGUUACUGUUGUAGUUUAUUUGGUUAAUUGUUUGGUUGACACUCCAACUAUUUGUAAAAUGUAACACUUAGUUUUGUUAUAUGUUGUGUUCUUGGUGUAUUUUAACAGUUAGCUGGUAUUAUCUGACUGAGCACCUUUAAAAUAUACUGUAUAUACACUCACUGGCCACUUUAUUAGGUACUUAUUCAUGCAAUUAUCUAAUCAGCCAAUCAUGUGGCAGCAGUGCAGUGUAUAAAAUUAUGCAGAUACGGGUCAGGAGCUUCAGUUAAUGUUGACAUCAACCAUCAGAAAUUUGAUCUCAGUGAUUGACCGUGGCAUGAUAGUUGGUGCCAGAUAUAUGUUAUAUAUGUAAUGCGUAUUAAUGACGUUUUGACAGGCAAGAUCUUAGAAUAAGGAACCGAGUCAAAUUCACCAGAGCAGAACAUGAGCAUUGUUGCUGCUGUGAUUUCUAUGGUCCACUAACAGCCUAAAGUUAUCGUGAGUUAUCCUUUAACUUUAGAGAGGAAAGUGAACCGUUGAACUAGUUUUACUUAUGGCUUAACCUUUAGUAAAUAUGUCCCACAUGUCUUGUGUGUCUGUGAGCUAAGAAUACACUAAAAAUGAGGCAACCUGCAUAGUUUACUGUGAUGCAUACGUAUGUGUGUUUGCAAUCAUUGCACCGUGUUGUGUGUCAUUGUACCGAAAAAGACAGGCCUGACUAGAUCUGCAUUUAAUGGCCCUCAGAUCAUGAGAUAUAUUGAUUUCCUUCAGGUUAUUCUGACUUCUAUGAGUUAUUUGGUUACUUUGGCAAAAGCAGACUAUGCAUUAGUCAAGCGACUGUGUUUUGUGGACUUCUGCCAUCUGCUGGUGGAACAAACAUCUAGCAGUGUUCGUCCAGAUUUAUUAACACAGAAAUGCCAGUGGCAAAAGACCAGAUUCUAAAUGCUAAACUAAAUGUGUUACAGUAAUCUGCAUCGACUGAAAUCUGCACCAUGGUCUUCUGCAUUUGACCAAUUUACUGCAGUGAGUUUACACCGAAAACACUGUCCAUCAUUGUGAUGUACACGGUCAGUGCAUCACAUAUUCAGUUAUUGGCCAUUUGUUUGCAAUGAGAAUAUAGAAAAGCCAGACUUACAGUAUGCUGUCAGAAUAGUCUCAAAACUAAUAUAUUUUACUAAUAUAAGUAAUUGUAUUUGUUUAGCACAUUUCACAGUACAAAUUGUUUUUAAGCAGCUUUACAGAAAAUUAUGCUGUAAUGUCUAAAACAUUACUGACAAAUGCACAACCUAAUAUACAUUCAUUAAAUAUGCAAAAUUCAAAACAAGAUGUAUUAAUGUACAAGUAUUUUAUAAAGACAUUGCAGGGGCAUAUGUUGGUGUUUACAAUCAAGGACUAUGUUUUGCAGCAUAUCAUACAAUUUACAUAUUUGUCAGAUGCUUUUAUCCAAAGCCACUUACAGUGCAUUUAUUAUAGGGACAAUCCCCCCUAAGCAACCAGGAGUUAAGUGCUUUGCUCAAGGACACAAUGGUGGUGGUUGCGGGGAUCAAACCAGCAACCUUCUGCUUAUAAGUUCUGUGCUUUAGCCCACUAUGCCACCACCACUGUCCAUCACUUCUACAUUAAGAAAAAAAAAAUCUAGUUCCUCUAGUUUACCGUGUGGAUCCUCUAGUAGAGCGGACAAUGGCUUCACUCCUGAAUCUCCUGGUUUAUUAUAGUUUAGAUCCAGUUCUCUCAGGUGUGAGGGGUUUGAUCUCAGAGCUAAAGCCAGAGAAGCACAACCUUCCUCUCCAAUGCUGCAGCAAUAAAGCCUGCAAAGAGUAGAAAAAACUGCACACUAGCAGCUCUACACAACAAUUCAACAGAUUAUUUAAAGUUGUGAUUUAAAUGUGUGCAGUCUCACAUAUCAAGGCCAGACAUAUCAUCAUCAAGUCUGGGCUACUUUGCACUUUAUUUUACCUAAGAACAGCCCACUUAGACACCAACACACAAUAAUUAUUCAGCUCAGUGUUGUUUGUAAUUUGAAUGGCAAUGAUGGACACAAACAUAUUUACACUCACUUUCUGACUUUAUGAUGAUAUGCGUGAGAUGUGUGAUCUGGGCCUUAAGACCACCCUCCACGCCACCAGAAGGAACCCUCUCCUGAGUUUUAAGUCUUAAGUACAUCUUAGAAUACAUAUUGUUUCGAAGCAGCUUUACCAAAAACAUGAUACCUCCAGCAAGCCAAAGGCGACUGUGGCAAGGAAAAAUACUCCAUACAAUGUAAGUUAUUGGAGAGACAAAGCAUUGAAGACCCAGACUCAGCUGGGGGAGUCCAUCCUCCUCUGGCAAAGCACACAUUACAAUAAAUGUAUAUGUGCCAAAUUUUAACUAGUUACAUACAUAAUAUAUGUAAUACUGACCAUGUGUUCUUGGAAUAAAUUAUUCAACAAUUAUGUAAUA
Messenger RNA from Myxocyprinus asiaticus (Chinese sucker), 4189 nucleotides. Its product is annotated as protein phosphatase 1K, mitochondrial-like. Lineage: Eukaryota; Metazoa; Chordata; Actinopteri; Cypriniformes; Catostomidae. The transcript is spliced from 8 exons. The record is from RefSeq and is a predicted model, not a curated record. Bases 303 to 1415 code for a protein of 370 amino acids. Gene Ontology annotation, biological process: protein dephosphorylation. Gene Ontology annotation, molecular function: protein serine/threonine phosphatase activity; cation binding.